This is a messenger RNA of Alligator sinensis (Chinese alligator), 1782 nucleotides long. RefSeq names its product NME/NM23 family member 7 (gene NME7). The transcript is spliced from 13 exons. The record is from RefSeq and is a predicted model, not a curated record. Gene Ontology annotation, biological process: CTP biosynthetic process; UTP biosynthetic process; GTP biosynthetic process. Bases 450 to 1508 code for a protein of 352 amino acids. Gene Ontology annotation, molecular function: nucleoside diphosphate kinase activity; ATP binding. Gene Ontology annotation, cellular component: centrosome. Lineage: Eukaryota; Metazoa; Chordata; Crocodylia; Alligatoridae.
GGGAGGAAUCACGGGGCUCAGAGGGACGCCCCCUCCCUCCGCAGGAUGGUCCGCUCCAUCCCUCCGCUGGAGGCUUCCUUACCCCCCUCCCGCGGGGGAGAGGGCUGUACCACUGCCGGGGGCGGGGGGGGUGGAGCGUACCACUGUCUAGGGGCGGGGCUGCCGAAGGGGGCGGAGGCAGGUGGCUCGCGGGCACCCUUCGCGUCACAGAGUCCUCUGUGACGUGACUCCGCCUCGUCGUUCGAGCGGCAGCGAUUGGCUGAAGGAGAGCAGCGGCGAGUGUUCUCAGCACCACCCCGAGCCGGGCUCGGCCUGGAAGUACCUCGUGACGUCAUCUAGCCCGGAGUCAAGACAACAGAUUUGCUUUCAUUGCUGAAUGGUACGACCCAAAUGCAUCUCUCUUUCGACGCUUUGAACUCUUGUAUUAUCCAAAAGAUGGAUCAGUUGAAAUGUAUGACGUGAAGAACCAUCGCACCUUUCUGAAGCGCACUAAAUACGAUGGCUUACACCUUGAGGAUUUGUUCAUAGGCAACAAAGUUACUGUGUUUUCCCGACACCUUUCCCUAGUUGACUAUGGGGACCAGUAUACAGCCCGCAAGCUGGGCAGCCGCAAAGAAAGAACACUGGCUUUGAUUAAGCCUGAUGCAGGACCCAGGAUUGGAGAGCUAAUUGAUAUCAUUAUUAAUGCUGGGUUUACAAUAACCAAGGCCAAAAUGAUGGUGCUUUCACGGAAAGAAGCAAUGGAUUUCUAUGUAGACCAUCAAUCCAGGCCUUUUUACAAUGAGCUUCUCCAGUUUAUUACAAGUGGUUCCAUUGUUGCCAUGGAGAUUUUAGGAGAUGAUGCUGUGUCUAAAUGGAAGAUGUUACUGGGACCUGCAAACUCUGGUGUGGCACAGACUGAAGCUCCAGAUAGCAUUCGAGCCACAUUUGGAAUAGAUGGCAUAAGAAAUGCAGCUCAUGGCCCUGACUCUAUUGCUUCAGCAGCUCAAGAACUGGAGCUGUUUUUCCCUUCAGGUGGAGGUCGCGGACCAGCCAAUAGUGCAAAAUUUAUAAACUGUACAUGUUGCAUCAUUAAGCCUCAUGCUGUUAAUGAAGGGCUCCCUGGAAAGAUUAUAAAAGCCAUCCUUGAUGAAGGAUUUGAGAUCUCAGCUUUGCAGAUGUUCAACUUGGAGCGUGCCACUGUGGAAGAGUUCUAUGAGAUUUACAAAGGUGUUGUUGCUGAAUACACUGAGAUGGUCACAGAACUGUGCUCGGGUCCUUGUAUAGCACUAGAGAUCAUUCAGCCUAAUCCUCCAAAAAUAUUCAGAGACUUCUGUGGGCCCUCUGAUCCUUGCCCAGCACCAAUGGCAUCACACAUCCCUAUGAAGGAAAUAGCCCGUCACCUCCGGCCUGGAACUCUGCGUGCUCUUUUUGGUAAAAACAAGAUUCAGAAUGCUGUCCACUGCACAGAUCUACCAGAGGAUGGGCUGCUGGAGGUUCAGUAUUUUUUCAAGAUUCUUGACAAUUAAAAUAAAACAGUAGAACAUGGACAAACAGCUAUGGUUUCAUUUCCCGAAGAGGAAAAAAAGCCACAAAGAGGUGUGUGUGUGUGUGUGUGUUCAUUCAUUUAUUUCUCCAAUGUUUUAACCUGACUGAAAUACAAGAUCAACAAGAGCACUGUACUCCUGGCUAUUAUUACAUAAUGUUAGAACAUAGAGGCUUGCACUUUAGACAACAUUUAACACCAUUCUAUGGGGUACUGCAUUGCUUUUAUAAAGUUUAAAAUAAAGAUUUAUUUUCACA